AUCAUUACAAAGAGCGACCGAACAGCAAAGUCUAGUUUAGGGUUCUUCCGCAGCGCAACUCGACUUCUCCUGGAUCUCGCUGUUCGAACACGGAUUCCCUCAAUCGAUUAGCCGCAGCAGCAAUUGGUAGGAAGCACGGCAUCCUAAAAACCCUUGCGCUCUUCAUGCAUGGAAACCCUGUUGCGUUUCGCGGCGGGAGACGCCGCCGACUCUCUGCUGUGGCAGCCGAAGCCCGCAGUUUGGUGCACUCCUCAACCGAAGAGGAAGAGGACGUUAUUGAAGAACCCUCCUCGUCAGAAGAAUCCCAUCAGGAUCCCACCUUUGCUGGUGAAAUACUCCAAGUGAACUUCUUUAAUGCAGAAAAAACCACCCAGGAUCCCUUCUUUGUCGAUGAAUCUCUGCAUUUGAAGUUCUGUAAGGCAGUGCUUAGGUUCUCCAGGUCCAGCGGCCGCGCUUCAGUCCAGGAGCUCAGAGCGAGACCCGCCCGAUGCCGCACCGCAUCGUACAACAUGCUUAUGACGGCCAUUGCGGAAAUCGGUGAUGUGGAGGAUCUUCUCAGGUUGUUCCAAGAGAUGAAACGGGGCAAAUGCAAACCUAACGUUCUCUGCUACAACACCGUGAUCAAUGCUUUGGUAGAAGCAGGUCGCUUGGAAGAAGCACGGGCUACCUACGAGGAGAUGUUCUGUUUAGGAAUCAGAUGCAAUUUAUCCUCCUACAAUAUCCUGAUGAGGAUGCACGCUUGCUGCAGCAAAGACUUUGAUUCGGCAUACAAAGUCAUUCUUAUAAUGAAGAAAGAUGGAAUUUGUCCUGAUGUCACCACCUACUCGAUAUUGAUCACAGGGCUUUGCUCCGAUGGGAGGAUUGAAGAGGCAUGGGGAGUAUUGGACAGGAUGCUUGAGGAGAAAUGUCAACCCACCAUCCGUACAUUUAUACCUAUUGUACAAGGUUACUGUUCUGAAGGUAAAAUUAAAGAGGCUAAAAGAUUGAUGGCUACUAUGGAGAAUGUUGGAUGCUCUCCAGAAACAAUGACCUAUAACAUACUGAUUCAUGCUCUUUGCAAGGCAUCAAAGUUUGAUGAGGUUGAGGAGAUUUUGGUAGAGAGUGACUGCAAAGGUUGGAGGCCUAGUGAAAUAACUUACAACACAUACAUGGAUGGACUCUGCAAGAGUGGCAAGACCAAGGAAGCAUUCAAGCAAUUGGAAAACAUGUUGAUGAUUGGGUUAUAUCCAACAGAGUACACUUUGAAUAUCCUUCUCAAUUGCCUUUGUUAUGAUUCUAAGGAGGUUUUGGUGGCAAAGUGUUUAAUAGAGAGGAGCUUUGAGUUGAAAUGGGAUGUCACUGUUGUUGACUACAAUACUGUGAUGAGUAGACUCUGUGAUGCAGGGUACUGGGUUGGUGUACUUAAGCUCUUUAAUGACAUGAUAAAAAAGGGCAUUACGCCUAAUCUUCGAACAUUCAACAUUGUGAUACAUAGCCUGUGCAUUGGAGGAAAAUUUCACAAAGCUAGCUGUCUUAUGAACAGUGGAGAUUUUAUUGGAAACGUGGUGACUUAUAAUACUCUAAUUCAUUGGUUUUAUCUUGAUGGAAAUAUAAAUGAGGCUCAACAUGCUAUUGCUUCUAUGAGUGCUAAAAAUAUUAUGCUUGAUGAAAUUACCUACGGUACCAUUGUUGAUGGGCUUUGUAGAUCAGGGAAGUUUUUAGAGGCUAUUGAUUUCUUUCACAUGUCUCUGGAACAUAAAUUCUCAUCUGAUCUUCUUCUCCGUCUAAUUUAUAGGCUAGUUAAGAAUAGAGGGCUGAAGGAAUUGCUAAAGUUAUUUACAGGAAUUGAGAAAAGAGGGCUGUUUCUUGAUGGUCUCAUUUUUGAUUCAUUGAUCAAAGCCUUUUGCAAUCAAGGUGUUUGUCAAAGCAUUGAUAUGCCAAGUGUCUGCAUUAUUCUGGAUAAAAUGCUUGUUAGGAGAUAAUUUGAUCCCAGCUGAUGCUUUGGCAAACUUGAGCAGUGAUGAUCUUCAAGACCUGAACUCAAGUCAGAUGACAAAUGGCUUGUGUGAGGAUGCGAUAAGCAAGUAUACAGUGCAGAAAGGAUUAAAAUUUGUAUAGUUUCUUACUCUCUGCCGAGGAAAUGUGUAUUCUGGUCAUAGUACACAAAGUAUAAACAAUGAUUUAUAACUCCAUGAUUCUCACAUUAACUUUCUAUGCUUCAUCUUUUGGGAAGCUUGAAAAUCA
Messenger RNA from Zingiber officinale, 2223 nucleotides. Its product is annotated as pentatricopeptide repeat-containing protein At1g09900-like. The record is from RefSeq and is a predicted model, not a curated record. Lineage: Eukaryota; Viridiplantae; Streptophyta; Magnoliopsida; Zingiberales; Zingiberaceae. The coding region runs from base 165 to 1961 and encodes 598 amino acids. The transcript is spliced from 2 exons. Gene Ontology annotation, molecular function: protein binding.